Adineta steineri is the source of this 489-nucleotide messenger RNA. The record is from the annotation of a GenBank genome assembly. NCBI's taxonomy places the organism in Eukaryota, Metazoa, Rotifera, Eurotatoria, Adinetida, Adinetidae.
AUGCGCUACUCGACAAGUUCGAACGCAGGUGACAACGGAACAGUUGUCGCUGGUGGAAAUGGAGCAGGAAACACUAGCACAUCAUUAAACCAUCCUUGGGGUAUUUGGUAUCAGCCAUCUGUAAGUAGUGAUUUAUUUAUCACAAAUCAUGAUGGACAUUCAAUAAUGCGUUGGACACCGGGUGCUACUUCAGGUACUUUCAUUGCCGGUACGCCAGGUAAAGCAGGCUCUAACUCUACUCUUUUAAAGAAUCCGAUGGGUAUUAAACUUGACAAUUAUCUAAAUAUGUUCGUUGUUGAUUACAGUAACCAUAGAAUUCAAAUUUUUUGUGCCAAUAAUGAAGCAGGUAUGACCAUUGCUGGAACUGGUGUUUCUGGUAAUACUACAACGACAUUAAAUGGACCAAGAGGUAUUGCAUUUGACUCAGACAUGAACAUGUAUAUUACUGAUUUUGGUAACAUGCGUGUGCAAAAAUUUCUGAAGCUAUAG